AUGAAAUGUGUGCUGUUUAACUAUUUUAGGUCGGAAAUAAAGCAUUCACAGCGACGAACGCAAAGUGAAGCAACCACCGAAUGUGCUACAGAAAUAACAGAACAAGCCAUUCAAAAUAUUUAUCAAGGUAAUCCCUAUGCGUCCACAAACAUAAAUAGCCCAAAAUGAUAUACUAUUACAGUAAACAAGCAAUAGAAUGCUAUAUCAAUGUUGAUGAAUUGUCAAAUGGGUAGUUCAAUGAAUGGAUGUAAUGCAUUGAACAUGGCCGAUUACAAUGGAUUACAAUUUCUUUAAGGCCAAGAAACAUCCACGCCGUUAAAAACUGGAGAAAGCCUACAGCUUCCUUCUCCAUCUGAAUCCCCUGUUAUUGGAGAUGAAGUCGAGGAUAAUACCAUUGCAACAAUUGAUGCGAAUACAAGCUUUGCUCGGUCUGAUGCAACCCUUCUUGACAGGUACUGAUUGUAAAGUAAUAUUUGUAGUUUAUUAUGGAAUUGUGAAUGUGCGUAGCAACAAUAUAUUUGUUGUAUCUCAAAUUAUUUGUAUCUAGUUCUACUAUAACCAAUGCAAUAAAUGUGUCCAUGUUCACGGAUGACGAGGAUGAUGUCAGUGAUGGCAGUCUGGAAGAUGCUGCCAGUUAUAUCAGGUAAAAUAUGUCAGGUCAUAAAUACUUUUACAAGAAUGGAACUAAUUGAGUCAUAAACAUCAUUGUCCCUUACAGCAUACAUGAUCUUACCAAAUCAGCUCUCGAAGAUUUGAAUGCAGAGAAGCAAAGUUAUUCAGA
Messenger RNA from Paramuricea clavata, 781 nucleotides. Lineage: Eukaryota; Metazoa; Cnidaria; Anthozoa; Malacalcyonacea; Plexauridae. The record is from the annotation of a GenBank genome assembly.